AUGGGACAUAAAAACUCAAAAAUUCUCGAUACAAUAUCAGAUUUACCAAAAUUUACACCGGAAGAAAUCCAACGAAUUUAUAAACGUUUUAUCAAGAUGGAUACAGAUAAUUCAGGAUCUAUUGAUCGCUGCGAGUUCUUAUCAAUUCCACAAAUUUCGAAAAACCCAUUAGCAGCACGUCUUUUUGCCGUAGUUGAUAAAGACGGGGACGGCAGCAUGGAUUUUAACGAACUAUUGCAAAGCCUUAGCCUUUUUUCCACUAAAGGCUAUAAAAAAGAAAAACUAAGAUUUGCCUUUAGGAUAUAUGAUAUGGACCGUGACGGAUAUAUUUCAAAUGGGGAACUUUUCCUCGUCCUCAAAAUGAUGACCGGCAAUAACCUUAAAGAUCGACAACUUCAACAGCAAGGCAACAAUCCUCCACCAUUUAUUCCAGUUUAA
This is a messenger RNA of Pneumocystis jirovecii RU7, 438 nucleotides long. RefSeq names its product calcineurin regulatory subunit B. Gene Ontology annotation, molecular function: calcium ion binding; calcium-dependent protein serine/threonine phosphatase regulator activity. The coding region runs from base 1 to 438 and encodes 145 amino acids. The transcript has 4 exons. NCBI's taxonomy places the organism in Eukaryota, Fungi, Ascomycota, Pneumocystomycetes, Pneumocystales, Pneumocystaceae. The record is from RefSeq and is a predicted model, not a curated record.